GACGAACAUAGGUCUACUUCUUCAUCAUGGCUGGCUCAGACUCCGGGAAAACUACCCAAGAGGGGAGUGGUAACAAAAGUGAUGGUGCCAGUUUUGGCUUCAAGAUGUACAUCUUGUUGGUGCUGACCCUCAACGCCACCGGGUACAUCCUCCUGAUCCGCUACACCCGCUCCAGGGACGACGUACCCAUGUACUUCAGCACCACCACCGUCCUCCUGUCUGAGUGCUCCAAGCUCUCCAUCAGUCUCAUCCUCCUCAUCAAGGAGCAUAAGAGCGUGGUGGGGAUGAUCAGGGACGUCUACCACAACGUGCUCUGCAACCCUUCGGAUACCUUCAAGAUGUGCAUCCCGAGCAUCAUCUACGCACUGCAGAACAACCUGGCCUUUGUGGCCCUGUCCAACCUGGAUGCUGCAACGUAUCAGAUAACGUAUCAGUUGAAGAUCAUCACGACGGCGGUGUUCAUGGUGGUGAUGAUAGGGAAGAAGAUCAACCCAAUGCAGUGGCUGGCAAUCUUUCUCCUCUUCGCCGGUGUGGCAGCGGUCCAGGUGGAAUCAGCAAACACAAAAGAAGAUAUGAAACAUUAUAAUUACAUGAAGGGAUUAAUAUCGAUCAUAGUCUCGUGUCUCUGCUCAGGAUUUGCAGGUGUAUAUUUUGAAAAAGUUCUGAAAGGAACGGAAACAACGUUAUGGAUACGGAAUGUUCAGAUGUACCUAUUUGGGAUCCUGAGUGGUCUUGUAGCAGUAUUCACCAAAGAUUAUAACAACGUCAUGACGCAUGGAUUCCUCUAUGGCUAUGACGUAUACGUUUUUGUGAUUAUUGGAAUGGCGAGUAUAGGAGGCCUAUACACCUCCAUUGUAGUCAAGUACCUGGACAACAUCAUCAAGGGUUUCUCCACCGCUGUAUCUAUCGUCAUGGCAGCUCUAGGAUCGUUUCUGUUCUUCGGAAAGUCGUUUGGCUAUCUGUUCAUGGGCGGAUCGGUUCUUGUGACUGUCGCCAUCUAUCUCUACAGCCUCCCCAAGCCGGCUGCAGGCGGCCCGCAGAAGGCCCGGGGGCCACAGAACGUCUAGGGGCUCCGUCGAUGGGCUAGUCUAUGGACCGAAGGGGGAAAGCUCCCCAUGAUUUGUAAAUCAGGCUCUGUUUAAAGUCGCGCACCGCUGCAAUGCGGCCCCUGGAAUUACAGUCCCAUCGAGCCACUUGCAAAUGGAUUCGUUGGGGGUAAUCCCCUCAUUAGUGCAGCGGUCACCGUGGAAAUAGUGUACCUCUGAUACCUCAGUUCUUGGUGCUUUUAGAGCAACCACCGAAAGAGAGAGAAAUUGGUGAAUCUGUUGUGUCAACUCCCUGCUCGAAUGUGUCACUGCUUAUCUAGGACUGUACAAUGCAAUCUUGCACCUAAAAACUAAUAUCAAAACAUUUAGUAAUGUUAUGAAUACUAUAGCAUUUCGCAAACACUGUGUGUUUACGAGGUGCGGUCGGAAAGCGGUGUAUUUUUAGUGUUAUAAAAUGUACAUCAAGUGUAUUUUUGUUUGUAGUGUGUUUCCAUUUCUCUCGGGAAGUUUGUACUUUAAAUUAUUCAAGUAGACUAGUACUCAUAUUGUCACAUCUUGCUAUUUGUACUUAUUUAAAGACUUAAACCUUUAAUUCUCGUUCAGAUAUGACACAACAAAACGUUUCUUGAUUAAAAUGACAGAUUUUCUAUUCCGUUUGGAAAUUAUAAAUCAGAACUGAACAUUGUGAGAUUUUAAUGGUCAAAGCUACCAUUGUAUGUAUUUCAAUUUUUCAUAAUCCUUAAGAGCCCAAUUUUUUCAAAGUUGCUUAUUCUAACACUAGGUUUCACAAUAGUAAUGCAAAUUUUAAAUUGCAUAAUCCAAUCCUGUUGAAAUAUUACCAAAACUUUGUAUUACCUUUUAAGUAAUUGCAAGGUAGUUACAUGUGCAAUUUUGCUCAACCGUGAAAUAUGCAUAAGUUUUAUGAAAUUAAAAGAUGAAUUUGAAAAGAUCAUGUGCAACAAAAGUUUCAAGGGAUGAAAUGAACUCUCUAUUUCUUAACUCAAUGAGUCAGUGAUUUAUUCUAAUGAAGCCCGCUCUAAAGAUUUUAUCAUAGGUAUUUAUAGAUGAACCUAUUAUUAUUAAGACUAUAUAAAGCCAAGGUUAAUAAUAUCAAAAUUUCUUUGUAAGCGCAUAGGAACAUGAUAUACAAUAUACAAAUAAAAAAUAUCAUAUUAUUUGGAGUAUAAUUGCAACUUUAUUUGCAAGAGCUCAAAACAACACCUAAUGGUUUCCUUUAUUUUCAUGUCCUUGUUCUGGUUCAUUGGGAUGUUUGUUUUGUUUUGUUUUGUUUUCUGUUAUUUUACUUUUAGUAUUUAUAAGGUACACCAGGCGAGCAAGUGCCAGAUAACUCUAAUCUAAUGUCUCAGAAAGUAUUUGAAAUGACUUCCAAAUUGAAGUGUGCAAGAUGGAAUGAUAAAACUUAAUUUUGAAAGUGUAAGAUAACUUAUUAAUACGGACAGUACUG
This is a messenger RNA of Strongylocentrotus purpuratus (purple sea urchin), 2511 nucleotides long. RefSeq names its product CMP-sialic acid transporter. The transcript is spliced from 6 exons. NCBI's taxonomy places the organism in Eukaryota, Metazoa, Echinodermata, Echinoidea, Camarodonta, Strongylocentrotidae. Gene Ontology annotation, biological process: pyrimidine nucleotide-sugar transmembrane transport. Bases 27 to 1067 code for a protein of 346 amino acids. Gene Ontology annotation, cellular component: Golgi membrane. The record is from RefSeq and is a predicted model, not a curated record. Gene Ontology annotation, molecular function: pyrimidine nucleotide-sugar transmembrane transporter activity.